GCUCUGCUUGCGAUUUCUCGAGACGGCCACGAUGUCUGCUUGGAAGCACGGCAGCGACGGCCAGGGAAUCCUCUCUCGGGUCUCUAGCUCGAUUGCGAACUCGCCGGUGGUGUACCGCAGCAAGAAGGCGGCAGGGGAAGCGGCGACGGUGGGGAAGAAGCUUCUCUGGAGCACGGGCCGCGCUGCGUGGAUCGCUGGCACGACUUUCCUAGUCCUCAUCGUUCCGCUCAUCAUCGAGAUGGAUCGCGAGCAACAGCUGAACGAGCUCGAGCUCCAACAGGCCAGCAUCCUUGGCACCCCGCCACCCAAGUGAUCGCGGAUCAGUUGAUCCAAAGGUCUGCAACACUUCCCCCCCCUAUUUCUAGGGCUUUGGUUUCGUGGCGUUCCGUGAAGAUUUAGGGUUUUGUGUUUGCUUUGCGGUGACUUUGGUUCUGAAGUGAAUUUUCCUACUCUUAGUUAUUAUGAAUGUUUUCUGGAAUAUUUAGUGAUUUCCAGGAUUUAUAUAAAUUUUUAUGAUAAUUUUUAGAUUAUGGUUUUGUUUA
Molecule: messenger RNA, 542 nt
Organism: Dioscorea cayenensis subsp. rotundata (Guinea yam)
Lineage: Eukaryota; Viridiplantae; Streptophyta; Magnoliopsida; Dioscoreales; Dioscoreaceae
Product: mitochondrial import receptor subunit TOM9-2
Exons: 1
Coding region: 32-313 (93 amino acids)
Source: RefSeq, a predicted model, not a curated record